Messenger RNA from Paramuricea clavata, 2603 nucleotides. The record is from the annotation of a GenBank genome assembly. Lineage: Eukaryota; Metazoa; Cnidaria; Anthozoa; Malacalcyonacea; Plexauridae.
AUGUUUACACCAGAAAGAGCUGUAUUUGGUGAAUCAGUUAUCAUGACGUGUAACUCUAAUGGUCUCCCUGAACCAAGUUAUAACAUAACCUAUAAUGGUACCGAGGUCAGUGCUAACAAGACCUACACCAUAGACGAUGUGCAGUACAGUCACGCUGGAAUAUAUAAAUGUGUCGCAACGAAUAAACUUGGAAAAGAUUCAGCUUCCGGUAAUUUAACCGUCAUAGGUAAGAUUAGAUGUUUGGACGAAAUAAGAUUAGAUGUUUGGACGAAAUCUUUUGACCAAAUCUAUCUGAUUGGUUCAUUUUUUGUCACGUGUUCGCUUUUAUAUACACUAGUGUAAAAGCACGUGUAUUUUCCCGAUCCAGGCUACUAACUUCCCCACAAAGGGCUUUCGCUCGAAACGUCGAAGUUUUCCUUGUAUUUUUCACGUAGUUGAAUCCCUAUCAAUCCUGUCACUACCUAUGCUAGCACAAACCGUUCGACAUUAUUAUCAAUACAUGUUAGGUGUUAGUAAAGGUAAAUAUACAAAUAUGGUUGAAAGCUUGUCAAUCAUCAGUUGACAUAAUUAUAAUUAUAAUUUAUUUACUUGUUAAACUUUAGCCGUUAACUUAACAUAUUUAUAAAUGUUAUAAGGAAAACACGCCUAGGAACACUAACACAGCGCGAGCCAAAUUGUAAAGAAAAAUCGCUCGUUGCCCAGACAAUAAUAGAGAGGUUCAGAUUUGACUUCCACUGCCGCUACCACUACAGUACCUCUCAUUGGCUCAGUACGCAUCUGAUUGGUUAAUCGGAUAUAUCAGACGCAUCUGAUUGGUUAAUAGUCCCUGAAUUGUAGCGGUAGCGGUGGUGAAAGUCAAAUCUGAACCUCUCUAUUGCACAGCAAGCUGUAAGUAUGGACUAAAACCUCUUUAUUUUCGUAGUUUCGCUCGCUAUAAAGCUACCAGGAAAACCACCCAUGUGCGGCUACAGUAGUUUGCGUAUCGCUCAUGCUUGGUCUGUUGGGUCGGUUGUGCUAUUGGGUCUGUUGGGUCUAUUCCAGUAUUAAGCUCCCCCCCCCCCCAUCCUGUGAGCAAGUUGGACCCCCUUGACUUUUCUUUGAGGGUGUUACACCCCUCCCAGUUGUUCCGGUUAUUAAGUUUUAGGCAAUAGGCAUUGUCAUGCGAUUCUGGAAUAACUAAUUACGCAUUGGGGUUUGUUGGGCCAACUGAAAACCCAACGCAAAUACGUUCUUCCUAAAUCGCGACAGGUAUAGUGUAAUGUUCUAGUAUUUGCAGAGAGAUACUGUAAUACUAUUAAGUCGAAGUGCAAUUUCCACUGGAGGCAGAUCAUUAAUGAGGUAUGGACUAAUAGCGGCUGCUCAAGCGCCAUUUGUAAGCUCAAAGUCUACCUCGGUCUGCUUCACGUCAGUCCGGUUCUAUCUAUCUAUUCAUAAUGUAACCAGUCACUGAAAAGCCCUGAUAUAGGGAGUGUGCUGUGAAAUAUAAUAAUAAUAAUUAUAUUCAUUUUGAAAUCUUAAUGUAAUUUAAAAUUAAACAAUUUUGAAACGGAAGUAGUUCUUUUUAUUACGAAAGACACCCCCUGAUACUCGAUGCCGUAGCGUGGCAACAAGCAAAUAUGAUGAACCUUCUUUGAGCCAAUCGGCAAUCCAUUUAAAAUCCACCCCCUCCCCCCUAUGGAUGAAGUCAGUAAAAUUUUAACCCCUAGCUAAGAAAUGAAGAUGCCGAUACAAAACACCCCUCAGAAAUUUGUAAAUUUCCCCCUUACCUCUCGGAAAUAUCGCAGAGAUCAAAGAAUGGAAUCCUUAACCCCUCAGAAACGACUUUGGAGUUACCCUUUGACAAAUUCAUCCGUGGGGGGGGGGGGCAGGGGUGGACAUUAAAUGGAAUAGCCCUUUCAUGUGUAAAUCUCGAAACAUUUGGCCAAAAAAUGAAGAUUUAUGGAUACUGUGAAGACUAAAAGACAACCAAUGUAAGUUUAAACAUACUAUAGGUUUUAAUAGCAAUUUGAUUUGUUUAUUACACUUUGCUUUGACUGGCUAGCUAAGGUCACCACUUCAAUAUGAUUGGUUUAAAAAAUGAUGCGAUUACAACUCAUUCUGAUGCGGGCAAAGCUCAAAAAAGUGCGAUUACAGCUCUAAAGUAGUGCGAUUCGGGCUGUAAUCGCACUAUUUUUAGCCAAUAGAUUGCUCGAAUCGCGCAUGAUUUCAAAAUGAAGAUAAUAAAUACAGUAAUUUCAACUUUGAACAUUUGUUUACAAUCGAAGUCUUGACGCGACAGUCAAUAUUGAGCGUGAUUCUAAACCUGCAAAAUAACUUGUGCUGAAACGUGAUUUCAUUACAUUUCAGAGAAACCAAAUGUGACCAUCAAUUGUUCCAGUCCUGUCAUAGUAAAUGAAGGUGAUGAUUUCACAUGUGUAUGUAGAAGCGAAGGUGGAAACCCUCCAGCCAAUGUAACAUGGUAUGAUAAAGAUGGCAAACAGAUGGCAAAAAGUUUUGGAGAAAAUAGUUUAAAUCUCACUGAUGUGUCUAAACAAGACAUUGGAACAUACAAGUGUGUGGUUCAGCGCUAUAAUCUAACGGAUGAAGAAUUAAUUGAAGUAAAA